AUGGCCUCCCACGAUCAGAGUAAAAAGGGUGCAACCCACGCAACAGUUCCGAAUGAGAAGAACCAAAAUAUCCUGAUCGGGAUGCGCGAUGGAGUCAGCGGUGACUUCAAACUAGUACCACGCAAAGAAGCAGUCGUCUCCGUAUUUGAUUCGAAUUUCCUAAUCGGCGACGGUAUAUGGGAAGGCGUCCGCGCCAGAAAUGGCCGAAUCCAAUUCGCCAAAGACCACAUUAACCGUCUUUUCCAAUCCUCUAAGGCAAUGUUCAUGGAUCUUGGACUCUCCAAACUCGAACUAUUAGACCUUCUGCACAGAACUCUCGAUGCAAACAAGAUGUCCAACGAGCCACACGUUCAUAUCCGACUAGUUGUAAGCCGAGGCUUAAAAUCAACACCCUACCAGAACCCCUCAGUGAACAUCGGUCUUCCAUUGAUCGUCAUCAUCCCUGAGAUCAAAGCCACAGACCCCGGCGUGAAAAAGCAGGGACUAAGAUUGAUCACCACACACAUCCGUCGAGGACCGCCUGAUGUCAAAGACGAGAUGUGGAACCACAUCUCCAAAGCCACGGACGUGCAAGCGUGUAUCAGUGCUAAUGUUACCGGCGCGGAUGAAUCGCUGAUGCUGGAUCUGAAUGGAUUUGUCAAGACGUGCAAUUCGACCAAUUUCUUUAUUGUUCGCGACGGGGAGGUAUGGGCUCCGACGAAGAAUAACCAGAUGCAGGGAAUCACUCGGCAGAAAUCCAUUGAUGUUUGUCGGGCUAAUGGGAUUCCUAUUCGAGAGCUUGAUUUCACUCUUACCGAGGCAUAUGGGGCUGAUGAGGCCUUUUGUACUGGAACAUUUCCCUCGCAGAUUCAUGUGCGAGAAAUUGAUGGGCGGACAAUUGGAAGUGGGAAGCGUGGUCCGAUUACAGAGCGUAUUCAGCAGCUAUAUGCGGAGAUGGUGGUUAAGGAUACAGAGAGAACGCGGGUGGAGAUUCAACAGGGUCUAGAAGCACAAAGACCAUUCAAGCUCUAG
Messenger RNA from Penicillium expansum, 1011 nucleotides. RefSeq names its product Aminotransferase, class IV. The transcript has 3 exons. The record is from RefSeq and is a predicted model, not a curated record. Gene Ontology annotation, molecular function: catalytic activity. Bases 1 to 1011 code for a protein of 336 amino acids. Gene Ontology annotation, biological process: carboxylic acid metabolic process. Lineage: Eukaryota; Fungi; Ascomycota; Eurotiomycetes; Eurotiales; Aspergillaceae.